UCUAUUUCCGCGAAGUAUCAGUGGCUAUGCUGUUGAGUUUGAGACAGGCUGUUCUUUAGGUAUCGUUUUCCGAGAACACAGGUCGUGUGGGCACAUUUUUGUUGGUUUCGGCUGGACUCGUUACACUGGAACAGAAUCGAGCUGGAUGAAACAUCUGAUCGCUAGAAGUGUAACCGACCAGUUUCACGAUGGCUGUGGUGGUCCAGAGCAGCCGAGGCUGGGUGUUGGAUGCAUGCUCGCUCAUUGAUCAGGAGUAUUCGCGUUGCAUCCGAUGGAGAGAUAAUCAGAAGUCGCAUAUCAAGUGUCAUUUCAAAAGGCAGUGUUUUCAAAUUUCAAAAAGCCACGACAGUGUGAAAGCCACUGCGACUGUGGAUGGAGGAAACUCGGAUAUGCAGCAGAAAACAAACAAAGUAGCGAAGAAAAGGAAACGAAAACACAGUCAACUCAACCAGGGAGAAGUCGAUUCGCAAAUCUUCCAUGAGAAGAUCAGAUCCGUCAUCGUAGAGGAAACUAAGUCCUUGGUGGAUUCUGCCCGAUCCCUUGGACAUCUGAACGGAGGGACCGACACCGUUAAAGAGCUUCUUCCCUUCCAGGCAUGCAGUCUUGCCGCUCUUUGUGAAAUGGCUAAAGAGCUUCCUCUAGUGGAUGAAGAGGAACAGGAUUGUGUUCAGUCACUUGUUGCUGAGUUUGGCUGUACAUCACAUGUCGACCUGUUCUCUCGGGUCACAGAGAACAAGGCGGACUGGGCCACAGCGGUUACACUGAUGGGAGAGGAAUAUGUAAUACCACCGCACACAGCCUUCUUGUUGUCGGAUUUCAAACGAAUACAGCCAUUAGUCAACUAUGGAAGAAAGUUUGACUUAAUAGUUAUGGAUCCACCGUGGGAAAACAAGUCUGUGAAAAGGAGUCGCAGAUACAGUUCUUUGCCCUCGUCACAGCUGAAACGGCUCCCUAUACCUCUACUGGCAUCUACAAACUGUUUAGUUGUCACGUGGGUCACAAACCGGCCCAGCCAUCUGCGUUUCGUCCGGGAUGAGCUGUUUCCACACUGGGGGAUAGAAGUUGUAGCCGAAUGGUUUUGGGUCAAGGUGACCACAUCUGGUCAGUUUGUGUUUCCACUGGAUUCUCAGCACAAGAAGCCAUAUGAAGUGCUUGUUCUGGGCCGAUACCGCUCCUCUGCAGAUGACUCCAUAAGCUCUUCAAAGACAUCAGAGGUUCCUGUAGAAGACUCUCGUUUGAUUGUCAGUGUCCCAUCAGCUCUCCACUCCCAGAAGCCCUCACUCUCAGCUUUAGUGAUAAGCUCUAAAUCCUACUACAGCCUGCUACCACAGAUGCAGAAGCACUGGUUUUAAGUCUGUUCUUCAGGUUUGCAUAGCUGAAAUGAAAUGUACCAUUUUGAUUUUCUUCCAGUAUAAAGCGUUUUAUAGAGUGUUUUUGUAUGAGAAAAUUAGAAUGCCAAAGUAAAAAGUAAUGAUUUAUCACAUUACAUAAGUUGAAAUAUCAGACAUUCUUGCCACUGCAGAAACCCAUGACAAGUUGGAUUUUUCCGAGCUGGAACCUCUGCUUUUCACAUAUAUCACAUUUAUCCUGUUUUCAAGGACUGUGGUGUGGCAAGACUUGAUUCUGCUACUUGGAAUCAAUGUAAGACCUUGACAAUGAAUAUGCAGGGACUAUGAAUAAGAGAGGCUUGACGUCAUUUCCCUCCCUCUCAGGGGAAUGUGAUUUAUUGUGCAGUACGCAGAGCAAAACACGACCAGUGUUGGUCAUUGCUCUUUCAGAAGCGCAGAAAAGCCUGCGCCUCAUGAAUUUGGCUGGAUAUUUUUGAAAUAUAUUGAUUAAAAUCAUAAAUAUGCUUUUGUGGAGCUGUAACACCAUGUGACACUUUGCUAUACACAAGAUACAGAGAUUCAGUUUCACUAAUUAUUAAAUGUUUUAUGUGUUUGUUUUUCAUUGUAUUUGAAAUAAGUUGCACUACUUACUGCUUAGAAUGAGAAGCAUCUAUGCCUCUUUUGUUGUUCUCCAAGAGGUGAGGAAGUUCUGUUGGCAUUGGGUGUGGCUCAAAUCUGUGUGUAAUAGUUGUAAAUUGCAGUGUGGCGUGAAAUAUUUGAAGAGCUUGACACAAAAAUCUGCCAGUAAAAGCAAUCAAGUAUUUAAGGAUGAAAGGAUAGAAAUUUCAGAAAUGUUAUGUCAAAGUCCCCAGACCUAUAAGAUUAAGCACCGUGAACUUUCUUAUUCCCAUCAUCAGUUAUCAUCCGUAUAACUUGGCUGCACAUGUCAGGUCUGCUCGGGCCAGCAGGCAGCCUGGACAGUAUGAAGCCACUACCCCCUUGUUCGCCACUUUAAGAAACCCUGACCCACUUCUUUUCCCCUCUUGGAUGGGGCUACUGUCAUGGACAUUCAUGGUUGCUAUGGAGAGAGAUAAGGGACACCAUUACUCCACUACGGAUACAACACUUCCUCGCCAGAUGGUCAAGCUGCAAAAAAAGGGGAGGCAGGUGGGGGGGUUACUUCCCUGACUGACAAGAUGUGCGGUGUAAAUGAUUAAAUGGCUGCUCCUAAUAUUCAUCUCAUGAAGAGGCACACUACCAGUGGUGUGGGUUCCAUUACUGUUGAUUGGGAAAGUGAUCUGUGAUUGUAGUCUAUGCACCAGCAUGUUCAGUUGGCAGCUACAACAUUAAGUUUUCUUGUUUAACAGCAUUUGAAUUCCCAAUAUUGAUCCACAUUUUGGGAUCCUCUGAAGAAGAUGUAAUUAAUGUGGUCCUGCUGCAAGUUUGAUCUGUGAAGUCUUUUAAGCAGAGUAAGGGUCCCAAAAUUUGAUUAGAUGUUGUUCUGUCUUAUUUAUUUUCCACAAAUAGCCUAAGCUCUUUUGACCACACCGGCGCAGCAGAACAAGAUUUAAACACAACAUUGAUGUAUUAUGACUUUAUAAACUAUAACUCUGAGCUAAAAUUAAUCCAAUGUGUUAAGCGCGAAGUCAAGGGGUAGCAGAGUUAAGUGGAACUACAAAUCAAGCGACGAAUAUCAUUAGGUUUGACACCACAUAUGAUUGCAUUCAUAUAAUUGCAUUCAUUGUUGAUAUAAACUAUUGAUUAGAACUGCUUCAAAGAAUAAUUGUACCAAGUAACUAUACUGAUAAUAAACUUUCAACACAUAGGGCAACAGA
Molecule: messenger RNA, 3163 nt
Organism: Scophthalmus maximus (turbot)
Lineage: Eukaryota; Metazoa; Chordata; Actinopteri; Pleuronectiformes; Scophthalmidae
Gene: mettl4
Product: methyltransferase 4, N6-adenosine
Exons: 8
Coding region: 189-1352 (387 amino acids)
Cellular component (GO): RNA N6-methyladenosine methyltransferase complex; cytosol; nucleus
Molecular function (GO): RNA methyltransferase activity; nucleic acid binding; site-specific DNA-methyltransferase (adenine-specific) activity
Source: RefSeq, a predicted model, not a curated record